AUGUCGACCCGCUCAUAUCAAGGCUGCUGGACAUGUAAGCGCCGUCGGCGCCGAUGCGAUAAUGCUCGUCCGACCUGUCAGAACUGCGCGCAACGGGGUGUUGAUUGCGAGGGCUACGAAGUGCGAUUGCGAUGGGGCAAUGGCAUUGCGUCGCGCGGUCGGUUUACCGGCGCUGAUAAACCACUUGAGGAGAAUGUGCCGAUUAGGCCGAAGGGAAGACGAAGGGAUCUUAGUCGAGAAAGGAUGAAGUGCAAUGCGCAGCCCGCCGCAAAGUCCUCGAGUUCGUGCUUGCAUGGUCUUGAUGCGUUGUUGGUAGAGGUCCAUGACAUGGAUCUGGCAUUAUUGAAUCCAGAAGCAUCGGAGCACGAUAGAAUGCUAUUUGACGAAUUCCUGAGAAGCGGCAUCAAUGUGCUACACUCAACGACCGCACGAGAGAGCAUGCUCCAGCCACGACUACCACAGCUAUGUCAAGAAUCUACCGCCUUGUACCCAAUCUGUAUCGCAUUUCAACUCUCUCUCUCAGCCUCACAUACGCCAUUGUUCUUCGAAUACUUCGAUGCUGCGCUUCGCAAAUUCCGAUCCGAACUGGCUCGCAGCACGACCCUCUCAGAUGGGACGCUGACAGCGGGUCUCCUACUGUGUAGCACCGGUCUGAUGCAUGGGCUGCCCUGGACCAUGCAUCUAGAAGGAAUGCACAACAUCCUGCAAAGCCACGGUCUCGAUAACCUACACCCUACAGCUACCCCUUCCGAGUUCCGCACGCAUCUUCUCGAGGUCAUGGGGGUUAUGGAUCUGCCAUGCUUUGCCAUUGGUCGUCAAACCCCCUGUAUCGGUAUCUGGCGCCGUUAUUGCCAGCCCGCGGGACCGAGGCAGGGCAUUGAGCCUGUAACGGGACUUCCCCGCAGUUUAGUUGAUUUAUUUGCCGGCAUCGGCAUGGAAACUACCGAGCAAAGCUUCUGGGACUGGCCAGGCGAGGCGGGGAGCUUUUUACAGUGUUAUUUGUGGGAAGCGCACCGAUUAGCUGGGAUCUUGACCCUUCGAAAGCAUGCACGCACUAGCGAGCAAUCACGCAAGACUUCCGGUUUCUCAGCGUGGCGACAGCCGAGCGCGUGUCCUGCGGAUGCUACUAUCCUAGUAUCGCGUAUACUGGCCAACCUCGAUGCUCUACGACUUGCAUGUGUUGAGCGUCCGGCGGAAGAUAUUUAUAUCAACAAUGCCGUUGUUUACCCCUAUUUUGUUGCCGGGCUUGAGGUGGAGGUGAUGAAUCGUAAUCCGCAGUGGCAGGAUGUUAUUCGCAAUCGUGCCUCGGCAUCAAAGCAAGACGAGAUACUUUUGGAAAUUUUAGAGGAGAUGUGGCAGAGGAACGAUCCUACACUUGAUGUUGAUGAUUUGGCGCAGGCCAAGGAGCUCGAGAUGGGACUUUUAUAA
Penicillium atrosanguineum is the source of this 1428-nucleotide messenger RNA. RefSeq names its product Zn(II)2Cys6 transcription factor. The transcript is spliced from 3 exons. Lineage: Eukaryota; Fungi; Ascomycota; Eurotiomycetes; Eurotiales; Aspergillaceae. Gene Ontology annotation, cellular component: nucleus. Gene Ontology annotation, biological process: positive regulation of transcription by RNA polymerase II. Gene Ontology annotation, molecular function: DNA-binding transcription factor activity, RNA polymerase II-specific; zinc ion binding; transcription cis-regulatory region binding. The record is from RefSeq and is a predicted model, not a curated record. The coding region runs from base 1 to 1428 and encodes 475 amino acids.